CUGGCGGCCAUUCCGCGCUGGGCUACCUCCGCGAGCGGAUGUAUUAUAAGUUCGCGUGAAAUAAAAUAUUAGAAAAAUUUACAUAAAAUAAUGAAACGUUGCUGCGCGUACGGCUGCAAAGCAAAAGGCGGUCCCGGAACCAAAUUCUUCAAUUUCCCGGCGUGCAAGCAACGAGCGAGAGAUUGGUUACGAGCUCUAAAUCGGCCAGACAUCCUCGCCGACCUCAAUGAAGACAGACGCAACCUGCUAGACUUCUACUACGUCUGCGAAGCACACAUCAACAGGCGCAACAAGGACACAGGUAUCCCGGUCCUUCACGUUGUAAACAAAGGGACAUGUACGGACCAAAACACUAACACUGAAGAGAAAAGCACUUCAACGGACGAUCUGGUUGAGAUUAAACCUAGCAAAGGGACAUCGACAACCGAUCUGAUGAUGCGGAAUCUAAGCAGAACAUCUAUAGACAUCAUUGACAUACAGCCUACAGCUUACUACGUCCCUACACAACAUAAUGUUGCUUCUAAACCCUUAAAAAAACCUGCACCGAUUGUUUCAACGAAUACGCCUAGAACUGGAUACAUAGCUAAAGCAGGCGACAUUUUCAAAACGGCAAAGCCCGUUGAAAGUGCUGAAACCCCUCAAGCUCCUACACUAAGGAGUUUUAGAAAGAAUAUAUCCACAUUACCUACGAUAGCUGUUCAAAAACUGCAAACGGAUAAACCUGUAGCAACAGAUCAACUUCCAAAUAUACAAUCAUGUGAAAGAGUCAUUGAAAUUAACAAGACAGAAAUAAAAACUGAAGAGAAUGCAUUAGUACUAGACGAUAUUGUGACGGCUUUAUCAGAACGUCAAAGAAAUGGGGAGCAUUCAGAUUCAGAUUCACUUAUGGAUGGACGUAAAAUAACGUUUAAAGUUAAAAUGAGUUUGCCAUAUUUCUGUGUGGAAGAAGCAACAACAUCAGCUACCAGCAUUAAACGUGAACUUGAUGAUGAUGACAUAGAUGAAAUGGACAAUAACGUAAAAGAAAAGAGAACUAAACCAGAAUAG
Molecule: messenger RNA, 1047 nt
Organism: Cydia amplana
Lineage: Eukaryota; Metazoa; Arthropoda; Insecta; Lepidoptera; Tortricidae
Exons: 2
Coding region: 91-1047 (318 amino acids)
Source: RefSeq, a predicted model, not a curated record